Molecule: messenger RNA, 792 nt
Organism: Styela clava
Lineage: Eukaryota; Metazoa; Chordata; Ascidiacea; Stolidobranchia; Styelidae
Source: RefSeq, a predicted model, not a curated record
AUGAAGAUUGUAAUCUUUGUUCUCCUGAUUGUUGGAGUCAGCGGAUACAAAAAGAAGAAAGAAGUCAAUCUUGAAGAUUUCUAUGCUAAAUUCGAUCCUGAGAUCUACGUCUACUCUGCUGCAAGAAAGUUUGAUUUCCCGAAAGAAAAUGGAAUCCAUUUUAAAAAUACUCCAGAUUGCGGAGAUUUCAAAAAAUUCCCCAACCCGAAAGAUUCAUGUCCUGCUCCAAAACGCAUCGGCUACAGCGGUGACUUGGUUUCUGAUUGCAAGGAAAGAAAAUGUAUUCAGAAAUCCUCCUACGGUUCAACAAAAUGCAGAAAAGUGGUUCGAUUAUUUAAGCCUUUCCCUCACACUGCAGUUGAAUGCAAGGAAAUGCUUGCAAGCUGUAAAUUGGUAAAACCCCAUGAUGACAAAAAGUUGUACCCGGAACCCUCAAAAGAUGGGAAACCACAUUUGUAUCCGGAACCCAUGAAAGAUGAAGAACCACAUCUGUAUCCCAAGCCAGAGAAAGAUGAAAAUAGUGAAGAGAUCUCCUGUAAAUGCUACACUAUAUGGUGCUUCCGUGACAUAUACACAAUCUACGAGGAGAACGGAAAGUUUUACAAAGGAGAUGUUGUUAUAAAGAUCACGGAAGCACCAAGUAGUGAAGCACUUGCAAGAUACGUCUUCAGAGUCAUCAUUUUUAUUUCUGGUCCAGGAUUGAAAUCUAAUUUUUUGAUGUUUGAGGGAUCCGGAUACAAAUCUGAUUUCUCGUCUUCUGGGGGUCCCGGGUAUAACUCUUUGUCAUCGUGA